Messenger RNA from Penaeus vannamei (Pacific white shrimp), 1448 nucleotides. Lineage: Eukaryota; Metazoa; Arthropoda; Malacostraca; Decapoda; Penaeidae. The record is from RefSeq and is a predicted model, not a curated record.
CGGACCAGACGCCGCGCCAGCUAUCUGGACUCUGCUCCUCUCCGGUGUAAGACGUGCCGCUCCUUCGAGACUUUGUGGCGCCAUACUUUGUGAUUUUAAAAGAUACUGAAACUGUUGCCGGCUCAAAGAGAGAGUAAUCGUAAGCGGAUUAGUGAGAUACGUGCUUGGCCGAGUUGCAAAUCUCGUGUGACGGUUUAGUGAGAGUUGAUUGCUUGUUUCCAAGAUGUCGGCGACGCUCAUUAUCAGCAACAGAAGGCUGUGCACAGUGGUGAUGGGGUGCGUCCUCCUGGCUCUCACAUCCCCCAUUGAGGCAAUACCCACGAUCUUCAACAACGAAGUCUACCCCAACCCCGACACAGCAGGUUAGCAGGAUUGGCCUCUCGAUCUGGUGAGAAAUAUGAGCCAGACGACAGACCUAAGGGAGUUUAUCAUGAAAUUUGUUGAGGACGAGAGAAUCUGCACGUCAAAAACCCUCCAUGAAUUGAUUGUCGGAAAGAACACCUCAGACAUUUCUGCUCACUUGUGGUGGAACAAGCGGUGUGGAGCCCAGCGCGGCUUCGGCGUCAAGACGGUCUCUCCGCUCUCCGAAAGUACGUUGAUCAGAUACCGUCGCAAAAGUUCAAAUCGUAGAAGUACCUCGCAGACCCCUGACAUGACCCCAAAUGAACGCAAGAAACUCGACAAACUGAUAAAGAAUAAGAACGUGCAGUGCAAGCCCAAGAAGGCCGUGGUGGAGCUCCCCAACGACGAGAAACCCUUGGUCAUGCUGAAACCCUCCUGCGUUUACAUCAAGCAGUGCGGUGGAUGCUGUGAUUCACCCCUGCUGGAGUGUCGCCCCGAAGUGGUCAAAAAUCGCAAGUUCAAGGUCCUCGCCUUCGAAAAGAAAGUAAACAACAAGCUUCGAUUCGAAAGUGUUCAGACUCUCAAAACGAUCACGGUUCAGGAACACAAGAAAUGCAAAUGCCAGUGUAAGGAGCGCGAGGAACAUUGCACAGAACAUCAAGUGUACGAUGCGAGUGCUUGUAGGUGCACUUGUCCUGCAGAUGUCAGCAAGUCCUGUUCAGAUGGAAAGAUUUGGGACGAGAGGAAGUGUGCGUGCGUGUGUAGUGACGUCUCCGAUUGCACUACUGGCAGAUACUUCGACAACAGCACCUGCAGGUACAUAUAUUUCAGUUUUAAUUUUGUUAUAUAUCACUUUGAGAGAAAUGUACCAUUUAUAUGUCAUAUUCUAGGCUACAACUGUUCCUUGCUGUAAUAUUUCUACACAGUAUCCUUUGAAUGUUUCUACAUAUCGUAUCCCUUGAAUGUUUCUACAUAUCGUAUCCCUUGAAUGUUUCUACAUAUCGUAUCCCUUGAAUGUUUCUGAACCCCUACCUCCUGUAACCCCCUAACAUUUGUUCUUGUGUUGCUUUUAGCGGGUGUCAUUGUAUGUGAUCGUCUAACCUUAC